AUGCAUUUCCACUCUCUGUCCUUUGCCGUGCUCUCGGUGGCGGGCAUAUCCAACGCCCUGCCUGCUGCUCUGGGCGACGGCUGGCUCUGGCCCACGAUAUUCCCCAACACCGUCGUCAUCGAUGGCCACCGCCUUGUCGAAGCGAAGCUGCGUCUCGACCUGGGCGACCACAGCCUCAAGACGGCGUUGAAGCAUCUCACUGCCCAGGCAGACAGCUGGCUCGACCAGGGCCCUUGGACCGUCACCGCAAAGGCAACGCCUCCCCCCAACGGCACGCUCCACGACUACACUUCGCAGGCGCCGUACUUCUGGCCCAACCCAGACACGCCCGACGGCUGCCCGUACAUCAACAGGGACGGCGUGCGCAACCCCGAGGUGGACAAGUACCAGGACCGCGUGUCCGUCGGCAAGAUGUUCAACUCGUCGUACGUCCUGUCGCUGGCGUGGUACUACACCGGCAAUCCCGCGUACUCGCGGCACGCCUCGGACAUCCUCCGCACCUGGUUCCUCGACCCGGCCACGGCGAUGAAUCCCAACCUCGACCACGCCCAGCUCAUCCCGUGCGCCAACUCGGGCCGCUCCAUCGGCAUCAUCGACUUUAGCCAGGAAUACACAAACGUCAUUGACGCCGUCGCCAUCCUCAACACGGGCGCCCCUGGCUGGACCUCCGGCGAUGCCACGGCCUUUGUGGGCUGGAACAAGCGCUUCCUCGCCUGGCUCGCAGACUCGCCCUUUGGCAUCCAGGAGGCCUCUGCGCAGAACAACCACGGCACCUUUGCAAACAUGCAGAUUGCGGCGCUGGCCCUCUUCACGGGCAACCGCUCGCUGGCCGUCUCGCAGAGCCAGCUCGCCAAGAGCUUCAUCAACAGCCAGAUCACGGCAAACGGCUCGCAGCCGCAGGAGCUCGCCCGCACGCGCAGCUUCCACUACUCCAACUUUGAUCUCUGCGCGCACCUCCGCUUCGCGCUGAUCGCCCGCAAAGUAGGCGUCGACUUGUUCCAGUACAGGGGACCCCAGGGACAGUCGCUGUUCAAGGCCGUGGACUUUGUGAUCCCCGCGGCGGCGGGAGGGGCCGAGGAGUGGACGUACCCGGAGCUGCUGUUUACGCAGUAUGCGGCGACGGACAACGUGAGGGCGGCGGCGCAGGAGGGGGAUCGGUUGGCGGUGCGGGCGGUGGGGAAGCUGGUGGCGCCUCCGGGGGGGGAUAUCUUUGCGUUGAGGCCGGCGCCUGAGCAGUUGGAUAGUAUUGCGACGGUUGGAUGA
Molecule: messenger RNA, 1263 nt
Organism: Trichoderma asperellum CBS 433.97
Lineage: Eukaryota; Fungi; Ascomycota; Sordariomycetes; Hypocreales; Hypocreaceae
Cellular component (GO): periplasmic space
Molecular function (GO): lyase activity
Source: RefSeq, a predicted model, not a curated record